Yarrowia lipolytica CLIB122 is the source of this 1887-nucleotide messenger RNA. The record is from RefSeq and is a predicted model, not a curated record. Lineage: Eukaryota; Fungi; Ascomycota; Dipodascomycetes; Dipodascales.
AUGAACCUACGACUAAGAACUCUCGGGCGAACGGCGGUGGUGCGCGCGACUCUGCGAAACACCAGCUCGCUCAGAUACUCGUCGCUCCGGUACAGCUCACAAUUGGCGCUGACAGACCCGCUGCACAUCUACCAGAACAAGGUGGCCAGUGGGGAGCUCAAGGCGGAUGAGGCGCAACUGCGGGUGGCGGCAGAGCUCCAGAAACUGUACCACCGGCUCAAGGACUACACUCCUCCACAGGACUUUCAGCGGAAGGUGUCUGCCCUUCAGGCGCAACUUUUGGAGAUUGAGAAGGAGGCGGCCGGGGAAGACAUGACCAACUCGCAGAUCAAGAAAAAGGCGGUCAGGCCGUGGUACAAGCCGGAUCUCAAGUCUAUGGAGAUGGUCAAGACUCUGACCGACGAGGAGGAGCUCAUCAACUUCAACUCGCCCCAGGGUCUGCUGAUUCACGGAGAAGUGGGCUGUGGCAAGAGUAUGCUGAUGGACAUGUUUGCCGACUCGUUGCCCCACCAGUCCAAGAAGCGAAUCCAUUACAACAACUUCAUGUUGUCGCUGUAUGGAAGUAUCCAUCGGUUGACCCAAGAACGACAAGACCGACUGCGAUCUGCUGAGACUCUUCUUGGCAAGGAAUCUGAGGCGCUUCUGACAGAUUAUAUUCUGCUGGAAUUAGCCCAGGAUAUGAUUGACAACCACACCGUUCUAUUGCUGGACGAAUUCAUGUUGCCCGACAUGGCAGCCGCCAAGAUUGUCAAGACGCUCUUCAUCUACUACUUCAAGUUUGGAGGCGUGCUGGUGGCCACAAGUAACCGUCUCCCCAAAGACCUGUAUGCCACCAACUUCUCCAAGACACAGUUUGAGAGUUUUCUGACCAUUCUGCAGGCCCGAUGUGUCACCCACAACAUGCAAAGUGACACUGACUACCGAGAGGUGCUUUCAGAAGAAGAGGCUGCAGAGGGUACAGACAAGCCCAUUGUCAAGUACCACGUCAACGAUCCCGAGGGUGACAAGGCGUGGGAAGAGACAGUUAAGACUCUGUGUCCUUCUUCUGAAGGUAAGGAAGAGGAGAUCAUUGUGUAUGGACGGCCUCUUGUGGUUCCCUGGGUCAAGGACGGAGUUGCCAUGUUCAAGUUCAGCCAGCUGAUUGAACGACCCCUGGCUGCUGCUGAUUUCAUCUCUCUGGCUUCCAGAUACCAUACCAUCAUUGUCGAUGAGGUGCCUGUCAUGACUCUGGCCAAGAAGAACGAGGCCCGUCGUCUCAUCACUCUGCUGGAUGCUGCCUACGAGUGUCGAUGUCAGCUCAUCAUUCGAGCAGAGGCUAAUGCCGACUCGCUCUUUUUCCCCGAGAUUGAUGAUCCUGAAAAGAUGAAGGAGGAGGCUGAUAUCCAGGCCCAGGAAAUGUACUCGGACACGCUUCAGGACAUUGAGAACCCCCAUCGACCCAACGUUUCCUCCUACGACACUCCUACUGGCCAGCGAGAGUCUGAUGAGAACAAGCGAGUCAUCAAGCCAACCAACUUUGCUGACACCACCGCCUUUACCGGCGAGGACGAGAAGUUUGCCUACAAGCGGGCUGUUUCUCGACUCAAGGAGAUGACCCAGAGCCCUCAUUGGAAGGUGGACAAGUGGAUGCCUCUGCCGGACUCGGAUCGGCCGUGGGAGGUGUUUUCCAAGUCGGAGAGCUACAAGGAGCAGGAGAAGAAGCGGGCUCUGACUGACGAGGCUGCUUCUCUUGCCAGCAUGGGUUUCCGGCCUGUCAAGCAGGUUGCACCUAACGCGCCCAAAUUCAACGAGUCGCAUUUCUGGUCCAUGAUUUCGUGGGGCGACCGAGUUCCCAAGGACGAGAUUGCCGCCAGAUGGCGAAAGGGAGCCGAUGUUUACCACAAGUAG